GGCCUUGAUCUCUUUGCGAUGGCACUCGGCGGCAGUUCAGCAGUCCACGUCCAGACUUCUACCGUCUCAGCUCCUACGCUACCUCGGCAACCCAGCAAUGUGACUGUACACCCAGCUGCUCUCUUCUCAAUCCUCGACCAUUAUCUCAGGCGCAGCGACGAACAACCGCGAGUAAUCGGUACCCUCCUCGGCACUCGAUCGCCCGAUGGCACCGUUGUUCAUGUCCGCUCGUCAUUUGCCGUGCUGCAUAGCGAAACCGAUGAGCAAGUUGCUGUUGACAUGGAAUACCACCGCACAAUGUACGAGCUCCACACAAGGGUCACUCCAAAGGAGACAAUCGUUGGCUGGUACUCAACAGGCUCAAAUCUAAACACAUAUUCGGCGCUCAUUCAAAACUUCUACUCUCAAGAGACAGCCCCUCAACAAGCUAUACACGUUGCGCUAAAUACGGGCGCAGAGGAAGACACAGAAGCCGGUGUUCAUGCUUUCGUUAGCUCACCCGUUGGCGUGUUCCCGAAACCUGAGAACUGCAUUUUCACCCCAGUACCUGUGCGGCUGAAAUUUGACGAGGCUGAGCGAAGUGGACUUGAUCUACUCUCCCAAACUUCAACCUCUCCCAACUCCACAUCCCCGCAGCCCGUCACGACACUCGCCAACCUUGACGCUGCACUCACAAGUGUGUCACAAAUGAUUGACCGCGUUUUGGUCUACGUUCGACGUGUUCUUGCGGGCGAGAUUCCGGGCGACAAGGCUCUGGGACGGUAUCUCAUGGAUACGCUUGCCAUCAGCGCUGUUGGGGAGAAAGGAAGCGAGGAUAAGGCCUUCAACGCUGCCCUUCAGGACACAUUGAUGAUCUCCUAUCUGGCCAACCUCCUCCGCUCCCAAGCAGAAGUGUCGUCGAGACUAGCGCUUGUUGCAUGA
Mycena indigotica is the source of this 921-nucleotide messenger RNA. RefSeq names its product Eukaryotic translation initiation factor 3 subunit F. The transcript has 6 exons. The record is from RefSeq and is a predicted model, not a curated record. Gene Ontology annotation, biological process: translational initiation. Bases 19 to 921 code for a protein of 300 amino acids. Gene Ontology annotation, molecular function: translation initiation factor activity; metallopeptidase activity; translation initiation factor binding. Lineage: Eukaryota; Fungi; Basidiomycota; Agaricomycetes; Agaricales; Mycenaceae. Gene Ontology annotation, cellular component: eukaryotic translation initiation factor 3 complex, eIF3m.